Spodoptera littoralis (African cotton leafworm) is the source of this 708-nucleotide messenger RNA. The record is from the annotation of a GenBank genome assembly. Lineage: Eukaryota; Metazoa; Arthropoda; Insecta; Lepidoptera; Noctuidae.
AUGUCUGAAGCUAAAAUGAAAGAGUUACGCAGUGAUGUCGAUGAGCUGAAUGAGUUAUUAAAACAGGCUAAAAGAAAGAGGGCUCAAGAUUUGUUGUCCUUAGAAAUUAGGAAAUUGGAAACGGAAUGGUUAAAUUUGAAGGAAAGUGCACAAUCUUCGCAAGCUGGAACCUCGCCGGCACCGUCCACCGCAGCGACUUCACAACCUAAGAGAUACCAAAUUAAACUGAAUGGAUAUGGUUGGGAUCAGUCCGAUAAGUACAUAAAAGUCUUUGUCACACUAAAGGAUGUUCAGUCUCUGCCCAAGGAACAAGUUUACUGUAAGUUAACAGAUAAAUCUAUGGAGUUACAUGUUGAAAACUUGGACAACAAGGACUACCUGCUUGUUAUCAACAAACUAUUGGACUCCAUCAAUGUUGAAGAGAGCCAUUGGAAACAGAAAACAGAUAUGGUCGUCAUAUUCCUAGCUAAAGCGCGCCCCAACAUUAAAUGGUCCCACAUGACAGAGCUUGAGAAGAAGUUUGAAGACCAGCGCAACAGUAAACUUAAGCCUGCAACCCCUGACAUGGACAAAGCAGAUCCACAGGAGUCCAUUAUGAGCCUUAUGAAAAACAUGUAUGAGACUGGUGAUGAUGAAAUGAAGAGAAUGAUUUCAAAGGCUUGGUAUGAGGGACAGCAUAAGAAGAAAUCAGAUACUCUAGACCUGUAG